Messenger RNA from Pieris napi, 699 nucleotides. RefSeq lists its product as uncharacterized. The transcript has 7 exons. The coding region runs from base 1 to 699 and encodes 232 amino acids. Gene Ontology annotation, cellular component: membrane. Gene Ontology annotation, biological process: sodium ion transmembrane transport. NCBI's taxonomy places the organism in Eukaryota, Metazoa, Arthropoda, Insecta, Lepidoptera, Pieridae. The record is from RefSeq and is a predicted model, not a curated record. Gene Ontology annotation, molecular function: ligand-gated sodium channel activity.
AUGUUUCGGGAAGUGUUCACAAUAUACGGGCACUGCUGUCAGUUCGACGUUAAUUAUUUCACAGAGUUUGCAGGCAACGACACAAACUUGUCGGCAGGCGUACUCAAGUUAGAGGCGCUGGACAUCAUUGUGGACAGCAUGAAGGUUUAUCCCAACGGAACUCUGUACAUAUUCGACCAAGAUAAUCAGUUGUCACUCCUCGACAGUCCCAUUUCUCUGAUCCCAGCCACUUAUUUUGACGUCAGAAUUGACGUAUGGAUCAUCGAGGCCGGGGAUGAAAUUAAAAAUCUACAACUAGGAAAUGACGCACAACGCCAUAUGCGCACCAUCAUAUCACAGAGGGAGUGUUACCAGACAUGUGACUACGUGCAGUAUGAGACCAAAACAGACUAUUCGAAACCAACGAGAAUAAAAUCAAGUAAAAAGGAGAACAGUGGCUUCAGUCGCGUUUCUGUGCAUUUUUCUGACAACCUCUGCAUUAAAUACAGGAGAGAGGUCCUUUACACUUGGGAUCAGAUGUUGGCGAAUUUUGGAGGAAUCUUCGGACUUUGUUUGGGCGGUUCUAUUAUUAGCAUUAUAGAGCUAGUUUGGUUUAUAUUCGAUUUACUUGCGACACUUUUUCAUUAUUUAUGUACAAAAGAAAAAAAUAAGACUGAAGUCUUUAUUAGUGAAGGGACUGUCCGUCUUGAAAAGCCCUAG